AUGAUUGUGGACCCCAAGAGCAUGAAGCCCGACGACGCGACGUGGGUACUCACGUCGUCUUUCGUUAUCUUCACCAUGCAAACAGUUCUCUUAUAUGCUCUGACCUCUGUGGCCCCACCUGUACUUGGUGGGCAAUUUUUUUUUUUCGUGUGCUUUCACUGCGUACAACUCUCGUCGCCGUCGCUCACAGGCUUUGGUCUGCUCGAGUCCGGUUGUGUGUCAAAGAAAAACGAGGUGAACAUCCUGAUGAAGAACGCCGUGGACGUGGUCCUUGGCGGCUUGACCUACUGGUGCGUCGGCUACGGUCUGCAGAACGGCCGAGGUCCCGGCACCAACCCGUUCUGCGGCGUUGGCUCCUUCUUCCUGGACGCCGGCUUCGAGGUGAUGGGCGAGGAGUUCGCCAUGUUCAUCUUCCAGCUGUCGUUCGCCACCACGGCCACCACCAUCGUGUCGGGCGCCAUGGCCGAGCGCACAAAUUUCCACGCGUACUGCCUUUUCUCGGCACUCAGCACGCUCAUGUACUGCAUACCCGCCGGCUGGGUGUGGAGCAGGCACGGGUUCCUCAACCGCAUCGGCGUCAUUGAUUUCGCCGGCUCGGCCUGCGUACACUUGCUCGGUGGCACGUCAGGGCUGAUCUCGGCCUUGGUGCUCGGCCCUAGACUCAGUUGGGACCGGCACAGCAGGCCGCGCAUGGGCAACCCUACGAACGCCAUGAUCGGCGCAUUCACACUGUGGUGGGGCUCACUUGUCUUCAACAGCGGCAGUACAUUCGGCAUAUCAGACGAAAAAUGGCACUUUGCUGCCAGGUCUGCGGUCUCCACGAUCAAUUCUUCUAUCGGUGGCGGCCUCGUGGGCACUAUUGCAACCUAUCUGGUUCACAAGAAUUUUGAGAUUGAAGACAUCAUCACUUCCAUUCUUGGCUCACUAGUGUCGAUAACAGCCGGUUCGGCCUUCUAUCGUUCCUGGGAAGCGUUGCUGAUCGGCGCCGUGGGCGGUCUGUGCACAACUCCGGUGCCGUCUUUGAUGCGUCGCUGGCUGAGCAUCGACGACCCCGUAAAUGCCGCGGCCAUUCAUGGCGUGGGCGGUCUCUGGGGCAUGCUGGCUGUCGGCCUGUUUCUGGACACAACCCGGUACCAGGGGCUGCGUUACCACCGCCUCGGUCUCUUCAAGGGCGGUGGUGGGAGUCUUCUCGGCAUCCAGUUGGCUGCCUGCCUCACCAUCAUCGCCUGGAGCGCCGGCGUCACCUUCCUCGUGCUUAAGUUCAUCAACAAAGUGACGCCUUUACGCAUGCGGCCAUGUGACGAGUUGCUGGGAGCGGAUUUUGUGGAACACUGCAUCGAUCACCGGGAGCCCGACCAGUCGUUCCCGGCGACCCAUCUUUGCCGAGAUAUGAGCGCUGGGACCGAGCCUCCAGACGCAAGCCUGCUCCAUGCCGAAGACGAGGGCGAGACCGACCAAAAGGAAGACAUCCCCGUCGAGUGCAAUGACAUGGAACGCGCUUCCAGCGCGGGAGACGUGUCUCCGGUGGGUUGCGCCUCGCCGGACUUCCAGCGGGACGCACCGACCCCUUUCUGGGAGGCCAUGGGCGCCGAGUGCCACGAUGGCCUGGCCAACAAGGAGUCACUGAACCAGCAGGAGAUGACCAUCAGACUUGUGGCCAACUACAGGAGCAACUGCACCAUCACCUAGCCCGCCGCCAUUGCGGCUCGCUCGGCCGUACCGUCUACCGACGUCCUAAAGGAGCAGCAAGGGCUUACGUGAAAAACUGGCGUUUCUGUUUGCGUUCAUUCUAAACGGAGUACACGUCUUCGGUUAGGUCUUUUCUUAGCACUGGGGUGCAUAAUCGACUCAUUUACGUUCCCUGCGUUUUCGUGUACAGCCAGGCCUAGAUGAGGCAGAUCGCCACUCGUGAUGGUCUUUACUACAUGUGCUUCGCGAAGUCCUCUCAUUAUUGGGGACAGGACUCUGAUUAUUAACAGGUUGUUCCCCUGCGCUUCCUCUGUCGUUUCCUACCUCAGAAUGCACGCACGGUGUCAAAAUAUUUACGGUUUUUAUCACGGCUCGUUUUCCUCUUCAAGUAGUACAAUGAUCACCGCCGUAAAAGGCGCCAUGUAUCACUUCCGCCCUUUUGGUGUUGUUCCCCAAAUCUAUCUAGAUGUCUAAUGCAAAAGAAAAGAAAAGUACUGUUUAGUAUAUCUUCUUCGUCGAUGUGUACACUUAUGCUAGUGUCCCAUGGGGCAUGUGGAAAAUCGAGAUAACUGUAAACGUUGCCACUUGAGCAAAUUGUUGACACAGCCGUAAUGACAAAAUGGCAAAAUGAAAAGACCAGAAUUGCCUACCCUAAAAGAAUUGUGUUCUACUGAUGCUAUUUUUUUGUAAAGGCUAGCUCUAAGUUUAAAAAAGAUAAGUAAAAAAAAGCAAGUGUUUGCGGAAACGAUGCUUGUUCGCAAACAACGCAUGAGUUCAUGUUAACAACAUAAACUCCACACGUUUGUCCAUUCGCUGACUGAUCAAUGUGCAAUCGACAGUGAUGUAAAAGGGGGAAAGCAAUAUAUUUUUAAACGCCAUAACUUGUGGUGAGUUGGUUUAAAUCUAGGAACUUGAUACGCACUAAUUAGUUUUCCUGUUGAACAUUUAGUGUAAUUGAACACUUUUAUGGAGCGCAUGCGUGUUAAGCCUCCUAUGGGCGCAUGAAAAAAAUUUGGCGUUCCCCUCCAUAUUGCUGACGACUGUGCAUUAACCAGGCUCCAUUUAAACACCUAUCAGCACCUUUUUUUAGAUAUAUUGUAGAACCGCGGAGUCUCCCGGUGAUCUACAGUUGGUUCCGUCCUACGUCUACUACACUGCGCCUUAUGAGAGCAAAUGUGAUAAAUCAAUUUCAUUACUCUAUCUAAAUCUCGGCCAUCCUCGACUUACUUUCCCUUAAAUUAAUGACGGUUUACUCGAUUAGACCACUGGUUGCAUGUUCUACGAGUAACAUUACUUGCCGAACUUUGCUUCCUCUCUGGAUAAACCAUGGAAUAUCACACACACAUGUUGAUCUAAUUCAUUAUUACAUCGUUUAUCUGUUAUAACUUUACAACCAUAGAUGUCUUCCUUCGCUUAAUGCUUUUUCUAAGAUUAAUUUUAGGUCUUAUAUAUAUUUUCUUUCCUACGAACAGUGGCUUCGUAAAUUGGUAUUGAUAGAAUUCAGUAGUUACUACAGCUCUUUUGAUUUCACGGAUACUAGUUAAGCUGCACUUCGUGGCUUGGAGCGCUUUUCGAAUGCACGACUGCUCGUUUUCAUAUUUCUUUAGGUUUCUUUCGCAUUGUGCAAAUGUCUUACACUACUUAGAUAAAAUGAGUGCGCUUUGUCACCAGUUUCGGAGAUGGGCAACAAUCCACAAAAAAAUUUUCCCUUGUCAGGAUGCUUUAGCGCAUCAAGUUUCAAACGUAACCUAACGUUGUCGGUUAAGGCCCUCAAUCAUUUGUUGCAAAUUAUUUCCAGAUUCAUUUAACAGCACAUAGUAAUUUGCAACUACAGCCGCUUGUUAACAUGAUCACUGUGUGUUCUCGUCCGCAGUUCUUCUCAACAUGAUGCUUUCUACACCUUUUGUAGACGUCGUAUAGUGACCAGUGACUGAGGAACUGUGUCUUCCUGCAUGAAGCCCUCGCGUCUCCGUAUUUACCACUUCUCUGGACAAUGCGUGUCGUAUAAAUGUAAUCCAUGUAUAUAUUUUUUAGCAUAUCCACGUAUACCCCAUGUUGGCAUGGUUGCAUAUAUCGUCACUGAAUCAACCCUCUUUGAUUAUCUUGAUAACAUUCCGCAGACUUUUCUAUAACCUCGUUAAUAAAAGGAAUGCGAUCUAUUCAUUAAUAUAUCUCCUAAGUGUCAUGACGUUUUUUGGUUGAGUAAAUGCACGCAUUUCUUCACUCGCUGUUCUAUUAAAAAUUGUCGUCUUAAUGAAUAUGAUACAAAUGGCAAACGAGUGGUUUUGUAAGUCGCCCGUCUGACGUUGCCUUUCUUGUGCAGCAUUGUUGUGUUAGUAUUAUCCCGUAUCUCCUGUACGUUGCAGCUUAUGAGGCAUUGCUCAUAUAAAGGCUGUGAGCUUUUCGAGCACGAUGUAUUCGCCUUCUUCAUCAGACUCGCCGAUAUUCUGUGAUUUCCUGUGGAUUAUCCGCUUACAAAGUCCUCCUACUUCAACGGCUUGGUCUUGGGCUUUCAUGUCUUUGCCGCAGUUCCGUCCGAAGGCUUCUUCGUUGAUGACUUAUAUUUCUUGUCAUCACUGCAAUUCACUAUGAAAUUUCUCCGCACCUCAUCAAAAUCUCCGAUGUCACUGCUACGACCUGGGCAUUAUUUAUCCUUAUAUAUGAAUCUAGAAUAUAGUUAGCGUUUAUAACUAAUCUAUUUAUGCGCGUUGAGCCGAAAAGUACAAAAGAUGUUACAUCAGCACAUUAAAAGAGCAUCCUUGUCAUUUCUUAUGCAUCAAGUACAGAUACAGAACAAUGCAUGGGCAUGACCGGGUCUCCUAAAAGAAUUCAGGCAGCUUCGGUGAAGUGUCAAGCUGUCUCACUUCAAAAGAAAAGAGCAAGCAAUUUCAGUGCCUCACCACGUUGUUUGUGGCCAUAUGUAGGCGCACUAUACACAUUUAUCUGUCAUAAACAUGUGCGUUAUUUUUGUUACAUCUUCUUUUGUCAACCUGGUUGCAAAGAGUUUGAAACUAUUCAUGAUUUAACACCGUGAGUACACCGACCUCAAUGUAAUGCAGCUGUUCUUGUUUAGAAAACAUUCAACACCAAGCAUCUGUCAUCUUGCAUUCAAAUGUAUUAAAGACAAACAA
This is a messenger RNA of Dermacentor andersoni, 4820 nucleotides long. Lineage: Eukaryota; Metazoa; Arthropoda; Arachnida; Ixodida; Ixodidae. The record is from RefSeq and is a predicted model, not a curated record.